CAACUUCUUGUCAAAAUUGUCGAAAGUGUGGUUGACAGUAAACAUUUUUAAUAACAAAAUAGAGUAUUAACUGGGUGUAACGAGACUUCCACGAUGGUUUUAGCAGACUUAGGUCGUAAAAUAACAACUGCUUUGCAGUCGUUAAGCAAGGCAACUAUAAUAAACGAAGAGGUUCUUAAUGGCAUGCUCAAGGAAAUAUGUGCGGCUCUACUUGAAGCUGAUGUAAACAUACGCCUCGUAAAGAAACUACGGGAAAAUGUGAGGGCGGUUAUUGAUUUUGAUGAAAUGGCAGGAGGGUUGAAUAAGAGGAGAAUGAUCCAAAGUGCCGUUUUUAAGGAACUUGUUAAACUUGUUGAUCCCGGGGUUAAGCCGUACCAACCUGUUAAAGGGAAACAUAAUGUUAUAAUGUUUGUGGGUCUUCAAGGGUCGGGCAAAACUACAACUUGUACAAAGCUAGCAUAUCAUUAUCAGAAGAAAAAUUGGAAAUCGUGUUUGGUGUGUGCCGACACGUUCAGGGCUGGUGCCUAUGAUCAGGUUAAACAAAAUUGUACAAAAGCAAGAAUCCCCUUCUAUGGAAGUUACACUGAGGUGGAUCCAGUGGUGAUAGCCCAAGACGGCGUUGACAUGUUCAAGAAGGAGGGUUUCGAGAUUAUUAUAGUAGAUACUAGUGGAAGGCAUAAACAAGAGGAGUCAUUAUUUGAAGAGAUGUUGGCGGUUUCAAACGCGAUUCAACCUGAUAAUAUUAUUUUUGUGAUGGACGCCACCAUAGGUCAAGCUUGUGAAGCUCAAGCGAAAGCUUUUAAAGAAAAAGUCGAUGUAGGAUCUGUAAUUAUCACAAAAUUGGAUGGUCAUGCUAAAGGUGGUGGGGCUCUUAGUGCAGUGGCGGCUACCAACAGUCCUAUUAUCUACAUUGGUACAGGAGAACAUAUUGAUGAUUUAGAACCGUUCAAGACUAAACCUUUUGUCAGUAAAUUGUUAGGAAUGGGCGAUAUUGAGGGACUCAUAGAUAAAGUAAACGAAUUGAAACUAGAAGAUAAUGAAGAAUUAUUAGAGAAAAUCAAACAUGGACAAUUCACACUCAGGGACAUGUAUGAGCAGUUUCAGAACAUAAUGAAAAUGGGCCCCUUCUCACAAAUUAUGGGAAUGAUUCCCGGAUUUAGUCAAGACUUUAUGUCGAAAGGCAGUGAACAGGAGUCGAUGUCGCGUCUAAAACGAUUGAUGACGAUCAUGGACAGUAUGAACGACGAUGAGUUGGACAGCAGAGACGGUGCUAAAAUUUUUUCCAAACAGAACGGCCGUGUUGUGAGAGUGGCACAAGGCUCGGGUGUUACGGAACGAGAAGUUAAAGAAUUGAUCACUCAGUAUACGAAAUUCGCAGCUGUUGUGAAGAAAAUGGGCGGUAUUAAGGGACUUUUCAAAGGAGGCGAUAUGGCUAAAAACGUCAAUCCAGCACAAAUGGCAAAACUCAAUCAACAGAUGGCUAAAAUGAUGGAUCCUAGAGUUUUACACCAAAUGGGUGGAAUGCCAGGCUUGCAGAAUAUGAUGAGGCAAUUACAAGCUGGUGCUGGUGGAGGAUUAGGCAAUUUAAGUAAUUUGAUGGGUGGUUUUGGUGGAAAAUAAUUUUAGGAAAUUGUAAUAUAAAAUAUUUGAUUUGUUUUGCCACUUUUUGUGAAGUUUUUAUAAAAAUAAAUUUAUCUCUGAUCUAA
Messenger RNA from Tribolium madens (black flour beetle), 1706 nucleotides. RefSeq names its product signal recognition particle 54 kDa protein (gene Srp54k). Gene Ontology annotation, biological process: SRP-dependent cotranslational protein targeting to membrane; SRP-dependent cotranslational protein targeting to membrane, translocation. The record is from RefSeq and is a predicted model, not a curated record. The transcript is spliced from 7 exons. Gene Ontology annotation, cellular component: signal recognition particle, endoplasmic reticulum targeting; cytosol. NCBI's taxonomy places the organism in Eukaryota, Metazoa, Arthropoda, Insecta, Coleoptera, Tenebrionidae. Bases 94 to 1620 code for a protein of 508 amino acids. Gene Ontology annotation, molecular function: GTP binding; endoplasmic reticulum signal sequence receptor activity; ATP hydrolysis activity.